Molecule: messenger RNA, 938 nt
Organism: Lycium ferocissimum
Lineage: Eukaryota; Viridiplantae; Streptophyta; Magnoliopsida; Solanales; Solanaceae
Product: WRKY DNA-binding transcription factor 70-like
Exons: 3
Coding region: 105-866 (253 amino acids)
Biological process (GO): regulation of DNA-templated transcription
Molecular function (GO): sequence-specific DNA binding; DNA-binding transcription factor activity
Source: RefSeq, a predicted model, not a curated record
UGCCUCUUUCUUCCUUCAAUCACUCAUAUAAAAAGGAACAAUUCCUCCCCAACACACAAGCCAUCAUCAGAUCUUAUCCAAACCUACUGGGACUAAUUACUAAAAUGGUGGCUGAAAGACCACGUACAAAUCGGAAAAGAUUGAUAAAACAGCAUCUUGUACAAGGCAAAGAAUUUGCUGUCCAACUUCAAACUCUGCUUCAACAACCUCUUGCACAUCAUAAACCAGUCUUAGCUCAUGACCUUAUUCUCAAAAUCUUGACAUCUUUUACUGAAGCUCUCUCUGAACUUAAUUUUGCUGGCUCCAAAGGGGUAUUCCAGAUCCCGAAGGCUGACAGCGAUUUUAGGAAGAAGGACAAGCAAGUCGUGAAGGACCGGCGAGUUUGCAACCGGAGAAGAAGAAAUGCAUCAGAUUCAUGCACGAGAGAGUCUACAACAACGGAAGAUGGACAUGCAUGGAGGAAAUACGGGCAGAAGGUUAUACUUAAUUCAAAAUAUCCAAGGUGCUACUAUAGGUGCAGUCACAAGUAUGAUAAAGAGUGCCCGGCCACUAAACAAGUUCAAAGAAUCAAAGAGGACCCAAUAAUUUACCGAACUACAUACUUUGACCGUCACGUUUGUAAAUGUUCACUAAAGAAGCCACUUCAUCAGGUGAUCAUUUCAGGAGAAGACUCAAAAUUACAUAGUGAUAUAUCUUCUGCACUGGAUGGGCAGGAUUUGAUGCCAUCCUCUCCGGCUAUAAUGGCAGAUGAUUUUUCUCUUGAAGGUGUGGUUUCGAUUAUGACAUCUUCUGACUUGCAUGGUUUGGAUAUGGACGACAUUAGUAAAUUUGGUGAUUUUCACUUUGAGGCAUUAGAGUUUUCAUAAUUAUUCCUUGUAACUUUUGAACUGAAUUAUGUCCCUUUGUAUCAUUCAAUAUAAUGAAGUGAAAGUUCUUAA